This is a messenger RNA of Lathyrus oleraceus (garden pea), 648 nucleotides long. RefSeq names its product B3 domain-containing protein LOC_Os12g40080. Gene Ontology annotation, molecular function: DNA binding. The transcript has 3 exons. Lineage: Eukaryota; Viridiplantae; Streptophyta; Magnoliopsida; Fabales; Fabaceae. Bases 1 to 648 code for a protein of 215 amino acids. Gene Ontology annotation, biological process: respiratory electron transport chain. The record is from RefSeq and is a predicted model, not a curated record. Gene Ontology annotation, cellular component: respiratory chain complex I.
AUGAAAUCUUCAUAUCUCUAUAGUCAUUUUUUGUAUGUUCCACAAAACUUUACAAAAAACUAUAUGAAGAAAGAGAACAAUGAUAUUCUUCUACAACUAAUGGAUGGAAGAACUUGGGAUGCAAAAUUUUAUUUUGGAAAAAUUAAAGGUGGAUGGAAGAAAUUUGCAGCUGACAAUAAGUUGAAAAAAGGUGAUGUGUGUGUUUUUGAGUUGACCAAAAACAAAGAGAUUACUUUAAAAGUAUUAAUAUUUCGACUUGAAAACGAGUCGCAUCCAACUCUUCCUCAAGAACUGAUUCAAAGAGAAAAGGAUCGUGUGAAAGAGAAAAAUACAAGCCGAUCAAAGAUGUAUAAGCCAUUGAUGGGAAGAUCAAAGCAAACAACAGAGAUUGUUGAACUAUAUGAUGUUCCGAAUGCGAGGGAGGUGUUAAUAGAAUUGUAUGGUAAGAUACUUCAUGAGAUCCAAAAGGUUCCAAAAGAUCAUGGGUAUCGUAAAGCCGUUGAAAGAAUUAUAAAUGAAAAACUCAUGGUUUGUCAAGAAGAAGAAGAUUUGAAGAAAAUUGAGAGUCGUCUUGGAUGUGGUCAAAUUGAAGAACUCAUUGAAGAGGCUAAGGAUGAAUUGAAACUAAUUGACUAUAUGAUUAAGUAG